This is a messenger RNA of Symbiodinium sp. CCMP2592, 1824 nucleotides long. NCBI's taxonomy places the organism in Eukaryota, Dinophyceae, Suessiales, Symbiodiniaceae. The record is from the annotation of a GenBank genome assembly.
AUGGCUGGCGUCGGCUAUCGUAAUCAGUGGAAGGCGCACGGCAGGCAUGCUGCCUUGAGUGCCCCGGAGGAGGCUCUCGGCAGUCGCGUUGCCUUGGUCAGUGACUUUCCUUUUCGACAUGUUCAGCUGUGUAAGGGGCCUGCGUCCACUAGACACGUGGCGGGGCUCUUUAGUAUGCGCUCUCUUCCCGAGGAUGACUCUUCGCUUCCCCAGGGUUCCCGUGGCGUCACUGAUGAGACCAUCCUGGUGAUAGCCUUUUAUGGUCAGGCUGGCAAUGAGCCACAAGUGGAUGACGUUUUGGCGUGUGCGGUGACCUCGGGGUAUAGGUUUGUGGUUCUUGGCGACUAUAACCUGGAGGCUUCCCAGGGCCGCUUGGGGUCGCUAAUUGCUCAAGGCACCGUUCUUGCUGGUGAUGAGUGUGCAUGUGGCCGGCCUCUUCCUGCCACGGGCCCGGUCAAUGCCCAGGGGGUGCGCUCUCGUCGCAUCGAUUUCGCUGUUAAUCACCGUGACCUGCCAGCGGUUUCAGUGGAUCACUUUCAGUGCGAUUGGUCGGACCAUUUGGGUGUGCACUACUCGUAUGCCCUUGCUGCCCCUCGCCCCUUGGUUGGGCCCAGGAGAUGCAAGCCUCGCGACGAUCUCCUGCCUUCUGACUUGGAGACCAGAUGUGCUCAAAUCGAUGCAGGACCGUUUGCGCUUGCUUUGGAAAGUAAUGAUUUGGACGGCGCUUGGCGCUUCUUGUCGGACACUGCCGAGGCCCUGCUGUGUGAGCCGUGCUCUGCAGAGUGCGUCCCUCGUGCGUCUUCGUGGGAGCCUGUCACCUCCAUUGCUGCGGGACGGUCGGGCAAGCAGCCUGUGAAGUCGGAAAGCCUGCGCCUUUUGCUGCGGCUCCGCGCCAGGCUCCAUGUUCUCUCUCAUCGGACGAACGAUGCUUUGUUGGCGGCGCGAAUCAGGCGCUCGCUUCGGUCCACACGCUUGAAGGUGCCAAGCCUGCCUUAUGCCCGCGAUGGAGAUGAGCUAUCUCUCCUUCCACAUGUCGAACAGCUCAUCGAGACCUUCACGCAGCAGGAGGAGGAUGCCAAAAAGCAACUGUGGCGCACCAGGACGCGCACUAACUUGCCUCGCGCCCGGUCUUUUGUAAAACGGCGCGCUGACGAGCAACUUGCUUGGGAGCGUCAGCUUCCGGAUGUUGCCAGUCCUGGCGACCCCGCACAUCCGGCGGUUGCGGUUGCAGCUGUGGCGAAAGAUCUGUGUGCGAAGCUUUCUCCCGCAUCCUUUCAGGCGGUCGAUGUGCAAGCCAUGCGUGACCUUUUGCGGCCCCUGCCGCGUCCUGCUAGCUUGGAGGUUUUGCCUAACAUCACGCCUGAGGCUCUCCGACUUUCAAUGCAAUCCAUGAAGCACCGCGCUGCCGGCCCGGACGCGUGGAAACCCGGACUGUUAUGUCUCAUGCCUGAUCCUUGGUGGGUGUGGACCUCCCAGCUGUGGAAUCGGUGCAUCACUUGUGGCGACAUCCCAGCCCAGUCGGCGCAAGCACGUGCGGUGAUGCUUAAGAAGCUCAAAGGAGGCUUCAGGUCCCCGUCGGACGCCGGUGGCAUCCCGGGCACGUCGGUGCCGGGUGCCCUGCUUCAACUGAAUGCUGCAAUGCGCGGCGGCGCCCGCGUUGCGGUUCAACAGGACAUUCCGGGGUUCUUCGAUGCUAUCCAGUUUGAAGCCCUUGAGGUCCUUCUUUCUCAUCUGAAAGCGCCGGCUUUCCUUUGGCCACUGCUGAGGGCCUUUUACAUGCGAGCUUCGCGCAUCAUCCAAUUUGAUGGCGCGUACAGUGAUUGA